Messenger RNA from Alternaria atra, 1572 nucleotides. RefSeq lists its product as uncharacterized. The record is from RefSeq and is a predicted model, not a curated record. Lineage: Eukaryota; Fungi; Ascomycota; Dothideomycetes; Pleosporales; Pleosporaceae. Gene Ontology annotation, molecular function: oxidoreductase activity, acting on paired donors, with incorporation or reduction of molecular oxygen, reduced flavin or flavoprotein as one donor, and incorporation of one atom of oxygen; heme binding; iron ion binding. The transcript is spliced from 5 exons. The coding region runs from base 1 to 1572 and encodes 523 amino acids.
AUGGACACCCCGUACGCCGACUUUGGAGGAAAGACAAGUUCCAAAAGUUUGGCCUUGUUCCUAGUCAUUCUCAGCCUUGUAGGCUACAAGCUCUGGAAACGCCAGAUCCGGCUUAAGGAAGAAGAUCAAUAUGCGGCGCAGAUGGGAUGCAAAGCACCACGGAGAUGGGCAGCGAAGUGGCCACAAGGUUUGGAUCUGCUACUCAAGGUGGGGCAACACGCAAGAGCGCAAACCAUCCUACAAUUCUUCUUGGACGUAGUGGAGUCUAGCGGUCCAACUCAUGAACAGCAGUUGCUCGGAUCUCGCGGAAUUAAUACUGUUGAGCCACGCAACAUUGAAGAGAUCCUCUCUACUCAGUUUGAAGACUUCAGCCUUGGACUCCGACCCAAGCAUUUCGCCCCGUUAAUGGGAAGCGGUAUCUUCACCCAAGACGGUGCAGCAUGGAAGCACUCGCGAGCGCUUCUCCGGCCUCAAUUUACUUCUAAUCGCUUUCAGAACUUCGAGGAGAUGAAGAAGUCAGUCGAGAGCCUCAUCGAUCAUAUUCGUCCUGAUAGCAUAGUCGAUCUACAACCGUUGUUUUUCCGUUUGACUUUUGACACGACAACAUUCCUCCUCUUUGGUAAGACAUUGAGCUCUUUGCAAAGCAGCGACAUUGCUGGACAAGAGUCGGAGUUUGCAGCAGCUUUCAACUUAGGCCAAGACUAUCUAUCACAUCGUGGUAGGUUGGGAGACUUGUACUGGCUCGCGAACACGCCCGAGUUCUGGCGGGCCUGUAAAACUUCUCAUCGGUUCGUUGACGACGCAAUCCAGAAUGCACUAAAUAACUCCAAGCCUGAGAAGGUAGAAGACGAGGAUAAAAAGCAUUACGUAUUCAUCGAUGCGCUCAUUCAGGAAACCCGGAACAAAAAAGAACUCCGCGAUCAGUGUCUCAAUGUCCUCCUGGCUGGCAGAGAUACGACCGCAUGCUGCCUAACCUGGACCUUACGCUUGCUAGCUCGUCACCCUCAGGUUUUGGAAAAGUUGCGUGCGGAGGUAGAGGCCGUAGUAGGCCUUGGAGACAAUGCGCCUCAGCCAACUCGGGUGGACUUAAAGAAGAUGAGAUACCUUGAUCUGGUCCUGAAAGAAGUACUUCGCCUCUACCCAUCGGUGCCGGUCAACUCCCGUGCAGCACUCAAGACGACGACGCUUCCUGUCGGGGGAGGCCCGGAUGGAAAGUCUCCAAUACUGGUAAGAAAAGGCGAGGCCGUCGGGUAUUGCGUGUACGCUAUGCAUCGCCGCACAGAUAUCUACGGCGAUGACGCACUCGAGUUCCGUCCCGAAAGGUGGGAAGAUGGAACGUUAUUGCGCGAUGUGGGUUAUGGGUAUCUACCCUUUAAUGGCGGACCGCGAGUAUGUUUAGGCCAGGAGUUCGCCCUGCUAGAAGCGGGAUACACCGUAGCGAGACUGGUGCAGAAAUUCCCCUUCAUGACUGUCCCGCAGGACGACCCUGUUGUCGCACCUGGAAAAGAAAAGCAAACGCUGACGUUGGUGGUUGCUUCGGGAGAUGGAUGCCGUGUACACAUGCGCUCAUAG